Molecule: messenger RNA, 1604 nt
Organism: Olea europaea var. sylvestris
Lineage: Eukaryota; Viridiplantae; Streptophyta; Magnoliopsida; Lamiales; Oleaceae
Exons: 4
Coding region: 195-527 (110 amino acids)
Source: RefSeq, a predicted model, not a curated record
ACUUCAAAAUUGCGGCAGGUGAAAAUUCCUUUUUAGUAUUUAGUCAUAAUCUUCAAUUAGUCGUCUCCACCGUCAACUCAAUCUUCAACUAGCGGCACCAUCAUUCCCCGACUACCCCAUCUCGUAAAACCCAGUUCUCCUCACUGGACCUAGAAACAGAACACCAAGAUUUCUGUGUAAACCCAACGGAAGAGAUGGGUUCAUCUUUUCAAGGCCUAAAUAAAACAGGAAAGACGGUGUACAGGGACAUUCUGAAAGCAGUCAGGAAACACAUAGGAAGAGAAGAGCAUAAAUCCCAUUUCACCGAUUUCAUCAAGCAAGAAUUCAGGAAUAAUAUCAAUUCAGAGAAGCCACAAAAAUUGAAGCUUGCCUAUGAUUACACAGUCUAUCUCAACAGUGUCCAUCACCACAAGGAUCUACUGUUUUCAUACAACAUUGCAGUGGAUAGAUCUGAUGAGAUGAAAAGAAUACUUGGAAAAUCAGCCGCAAGUGUGGGUCUCAGGCUUCCCGAUGUCUAUCAGUCUUAAUAAUCAGAAUUGAAUUUCGCGGCAACGUUGUCAAGGGAUCAGUGUGAGUUUACAGGGUAUGGUGGUUUAUCUAGUAACAGGUUAUUGGCAUGGCAUUUUUACAAUGAACUAAAAUUCAACAAUACUUUGAGAUAUAAAGGGCAGAUGAAUUUUGUGCCGUAUCUCGACUUUGCUCAAAUAAAUUUUCUGAAUAAUGUUCCAUGUCUACUCUGAUCAAUCUUCUGCCACUUAGAACUUUAUUGGCUGUUCACGAUUUCAUUCUUUAUUGUGUCUAGUGUCAAAAUAGCAUCUAGUUUCUCGUUGGCUGAAAGCAGUGACUCGCAUGAUUACGUGCAUGAGAAACAACCUUUGACUGGACAUGACACUUUUCUGCAAGUUUUCCUGGCUUCCAUGUCUUGUAUUUGUAGUUCGUUGGCCAAAAGGGUAAUGCUUGGGAGAAAGAACCAACACUCGAUCUCUGGAAUGUUUUAUGGCUGUAAUUAGAGGUGUCAACCUUCGCAACCGAUUGAAAGUUUAUUCCAACUCGAAUUGAUUGAGUAAUGGGGAAAAGGGGCAUGAGCAAUUGACUAGGGAGGAUGACAAUGAAUUAUCGUUCCAGACAGUGACGGAGGAUGGUGUACAUAUCCUGAACAGUUCCUGUACAUAUAGAUCUUAGCGGCAGCUGUGAUCGCUGUAGCUAGUUGGACAGCAGGAGUUAGAAUGGAAAGAUAUCGCUUUGCAUAGAAUCCAAGCCGAACUGUACAAAUUUCAUAGGUCAAUAUCUGCUCAGUCCCCAUUAGCAGCUUCAGCUCUGAUUCGGCACCCCUAGGGGUUAAAGGGGGUUGUGAGGAUCUCGCGAAUGGGCUUGGCUUGGACAAAUGCCCGGAAACCCCUAAUCGCCCAAGCGCUAUACCCACCCAUGGAAGAAGCGAGGACGGGAAUCUUGUACUGAUUAAGCGCCUGUAGUUAUAACUCAAUAUCCUGGAGUCGAACAUUUAGAAGAAAUAAAAGGACACAGUAAUCAGCUGCUCGUAAAUAUGCUUAGGGGUUGGCAUUGUUGUUGUUCUUCAACAAUAGUUAACUUUUCAUUCCAAAAGC